This is a messenger RNA of Lampris incognitus (smalleye Pacific opah), 5606 nucleotides long. RefSeq names its product small nuclear RNA activating complex, polypeptide 4 (gene snapc4). The record is from RefSeq and is a predicted model, not a curated record. The transcript is spliced from 21 exons. Bases 430 to 5286 code for a protein of 1618 amino acids. Lineage: Eukaryota; Metazoa; Chordata; Actinopteri; Lampriformes; Lampridae.
GUGCGCAGAGAGAAGAAGAAGAGACGGGAAGCCUGUGAGCAGAGAGAAGAAGAGGACACAGGAAGCCUGUGAGCAGAGAGAGAAGAAGAGGAGACGGGAAGCCUGUGAGCAGAGAGAGAAGAGAGGAGACGGGAAGCCUGUGAGCAGAGAGAAGAAGAAGAGGAGACGGGAAGCCUGUGAGCAGAUAGAGAAGAAGAGGAGACGGGAAGACUGUGAGCAGAGAGAGAAGAAGAGGAGACGGGAAGACUGUGAGCAGAGAGAGAAGAAGAGGAGACGGGAAGCCUGUGAGCAGAGAGAGAAGAAGAGGAGACGGGAAGCCUGUGUGCAGAGAGAGAAGAAGAGGAGACGGGCAGACUGUGAACAGAGGGAGCAGAAGUGGAUGCUGCGGGUUAAACGUGUUUCUGCGUCGUUUCAUCCGCAGAUGCCAUCAUGUCUGUCUCUCUAGCAGCAGAGAGAGACAGGCUCCAGAGGCAGAUUGAGGAGCUGGAACAGAGUCUGGCACGAGCAAACCCAGAUCUGGACCUUCUGUCUACCGACACAUCCUCAGAUGAUGGAUCAGAUCAAGAUGACUUUCAGAGGGAGCCUGCGGAGGUCCAGGUCCCAGGUCUGCUGGCUCAGAGAGACAGGAUUCAAAGGGAGAUUGAAGAGAUAGAGACUGCUCUGGGUUCCGAGACAGCUGUCUGUCUGUCAGAUGAUGACAGCAGUGCCAGUGAAGAGAGUGCUGGUGAGCUGGACCUCCCCCUCACAGCAGACAGUUGUCUGCAGAUAAACCUGGUCUACCAGCAGGUCCUCCAAGACACUCUGCAGCAGCUGAGCUCACUGCUCUACCACAACCGCCUGCAGCAGAAGGAGGUGCUGUCUCAUAUGUCUGGAUCAAUCAGAGAGUCUUCAAGAGAACAGCUCCACCCGUCUGACCAGCACCCAAUCAAAAUGUACCUUGGCCACUUCCUGAAACCUUACUUCAAAGACAAACUGACCGGACUGGGUCCGCCAGCCAAUCAGGAGACAAAGGACCGAGUCAGCAAGAUGACCGCCUCUCUGGACGACAAAUGGCUCAAAAUGAAAAGAUGGGAGGGCUGGCAGAAGACUCUGCUGAUCCAUGCUGUGGCCAGAGACAGCCAGAGGAGGCAACUCCAGCCCAAACAGUCCAGGCACAGCUACCUCUGUCAGAAGUUACGUUCAGCAGGUGAAACGAAGCAGACGGUGCUCAGACAGCAGAUAGACCAGCUGGAAGAAGAUAUCAAACUAAUAAAUGCAAAGAUGGAGGAGGAGCUGCUUGGAGAACGGUAUGAUGAUCAUGACUGGCAGAGAAUUUCCAACAUAGACUUUGAGGGGACGAGGGAAGCGGAGGAUCUCCGUAAGUUCUGGCAGAAUUUCCUCCAUCCCUCCAUCAACAGGAGUGGCUGGAGGAAGGAGGAAGUGCAGCAUCUGGAGCAGAUCAGCAGGCAACACAAGGAGAGAGACUGGGAGGCCAUCACCCAGGAGCUGGGGACGGGUCGGACUCCCUUUAUGUGCCUGCAGACGUUCCAGCGUUUUGUGUCUAAAACCUUUAAGCGGAGGGCCUGGUGUCCAGCAGAGGACGCUCUGCUCCGGGAGCUGGUGAAAAAGAUGAGGAUUGGAAACUUUAUUCCUUACACACAGAUGAGUUACUUCAUGGAGGGCCGGGAGCCGCCCCAGUUGCUGUACAGGUGGACUUCGGUUCUGGACCCAUCCAUUAAGAAAGGCUUCUGGUCCAGAGAGGAGGAUGAGAUGUUGCUGCGUGCUGUUGAGCGUUAUGGGGAGAAGAACUGGUGGAGGAUCCGGUUGGAGGUACCUGGUCGUACAGAUGGAGCCUGCAGAGACAGGUAUCAUGACUGUUUGAGAGCAGGGAUAAAGAGAGGUGCAUUUGAUGAAGAGGAGAGAGAUCUUCUUCUACAGCUCAUCAAGAAACAUGGAGUGGGCCACUGGGCGAGGAUUGCUGCAGAGAUUCCCAACCGAUACGAUGCUCAGUGUAUGAGGGAGUGGAGGAAGAUAAGUGGUAGUAAUAAGUGUAAGAGUCGGUCAAACUAUGUUGGCAAGGCUGCGAGGAAAAUGAGAUGUCAGGACAUCCGGAGGCUGAAGAGACACCUGGUGAAACUAGAGAAGGAGGAGAGCAGUGAGGAGGAGAGCACCGAAGAGGAGCAGGUGGAGUACAUGGACAGUGAUAAAGAGGAGGAGGAGAGGAAAGAUGAGGUGUCUGAGGACGAGGACUAUGUUCCCAACCCAAUAGAGACAUGGGUGCCAGUGGAGAAGAAGAGCCAGGCGGGUUCUCUGAGUUGGGUGUUUGUAGCUCCUCCUCUCCCCUGUCCUGACCAGCAAGGAGUGCCUGUGGUCCGCUGUACAGUUUUGGACCAGUUUGGGUGCCACUUGGAAACGGUUGUCAGUCCAAGUCCUAGAGUCCUGGGUCACAGGGAGCAACACCAUCCCCAAGCCAUGCUGAGUAUCUCCUCCUCGCAGCUCUGCUCCAUUUUCCUCAGAAGGGCCAAAGAUGUCCUUGGGAAACGAGACCAGCACCUUGCCACUGCCUGCACGAAGCGCCAGAAAGGUUUCUUAAGCAAAAAGAGACAGCCAAUCAAAGUGAACUCCCUGUCCCUGCAUUAUGAGCUGUUUGCUGCCUUAAUGCCAUGGAUUGGAAAUGUGCUGAUCCCAGUGUGGCCCAGAAGUAAAGCCAUUCUGGCCGACACCCUGCGGCAAAGAGGAGAGCAGGAGCAGCUCCUCAGCACACCACUGUUCCAGCUAUUUCUGCAAGUGCUGAAUGUGGAUCUGAUAGGUUGUAAGGGGAUGAUCCAGAAUAGGAGGAAGGGACUGAGUCCCCCCUCCCCCUCCCCCUCCCUUUACCGACCCCCGAAGGCAGUUAAUCUUAAGAUGGUGGCAGGACACCUGGAACAAUGUAGGGAUUUGCAAUUGGGCAGAAACAAAUCAAGACUCCUAACACCACAGCAACUAUACCCACAACAAGCCAAACUACCGCUCAUGCCACAGCAACCACGACCGCUGAUACAAAUACAACAACCACGACCACUGAUACAAGUACAACAACCACGACCGCUGAUACAAGUACAACAGCCACAGCAGCUUUUGCAGUUACAAUGCCAACCACAAGGACGACAGCUAACACUGCAGCCCGUACUGCAAGUACAACAGCAAAAGCAACUCAUACUACAACAACCACAACCACUGAUAGAGGUACAACAGUACCCCCAUCAGCUAAUACUACAACUACAACCUACACCACAGCAAAAUCAGCAGCAACAACUUGUACUGCAGGUACAGCCGUCAACUCUUCUGCAACAAACCCAGCAUACACAACCACAACAAAAACCACAACAAACACAACCGCAACAAAAAGGACAGAAAAGAAAAAGCCAGCAACAAAAACAACCUAGACACGUGAAAAAGAAGAACGCUCCUCCUCCUCCAUUAACACUUCUCUCUAAGGUGGCUCCUAAUUUCCUUCCAGGGAUGCCUCCUACUUUGCAUCCUCAGAUGUCACCUUUGUCAUUUCCUCAUCAGACUUUAUUCAUCCGGAAACCCGUCCUUCCACCCUUGCAACCCCUGGCAGUAUCUGAACAACAAAGACAGACCUCCAGAGCCACACCUCCUCCUGCUGUCGGCUCCUCCUUCCUGCCAUCCCCUCAUCACCCCACUGCCCCUGCAUCAAUUGAAGUAGUGCUGCCCCCUGUUUCUGAUUCCUCUUUGGCAAAUCAGCCGAUUGGUUCCUCCCACUGCAUGGGGAGGAAGGGAGGGCAGAGUCAGAGCUUAGAGAACCUGUCAGACCAGCAGAACAGUGUAGGCGGAGCUUUUGUCAGAAAGGAGGGAAAGAGAGUGCUGAAGUUGAGUCAAAAGGCCAAAGCUCUUCAGGAAGCCACUGAAACCAAGGCUGAAGCCAUGAGGAACAAAUCUUCUUCCCGUCCUUGUCAAAAGAAAAAUUACUCUUCUUUAGAAAAGCCCAUUGGCCAGACCAAGCAAAUAGGCCCACCUCCUGGAAUUCUGUUGGCUCCUGGCCAGUCCAUGUGGAUCCCUGCCCCCAGUGGGUUGGUUCCAUUAGCUGGAGCCCCAUCGCAAGGUGUACACCUGGCCCGUCACGGUGCUCUACCAGUCAAUGCUUUCAUCCAUCAGAUAGCACCGCCUCCUCCAAGACUUUCCAUGAAUACACCUCCUGUCCUCACAAAUCCCCCCUUCUCAGUUUCCAAUAUCUCAGGACCCAUAACCAGGCCUCCAACUGUCACACCCACCCCCACCCAGCCUCCAUCUAUCACCACCUCCUCCACCCAGCCCCCCACUGUCAUCCCCACUUCCACCCAGCCUCCACCUAUCACUCCCACUUCCACCCAGCCUCCACCUAUCUGCCCCUCCUCCACCCAGCUUCUUGGUGUGGGCCUUAGCUCCUCUACUCAGCACCCCCCUUUCCCCUUACUGUUCUCUACUGGAAUUAAGCCUCCUACAGCAGCCUCCCUCCACCUCCCCUCCCACUUUAUGCCUUAUAAGGGCACCAUCACAGUAGACCCCAGGGUGCCUCCUCCCCUCAGGAAGGAGAUUCUGCAGUUUGACCCAGCACUGCUCUUCCCGGAGGAGAGAAAGGAGGUACAGCAGUGGCUGAGUGGACACGGGGGGGUUGAGGUACCAGGCCUACAGGUUGCACUACCCUACCUGCCUCCAUUUGUCAGCAGUCUGAGGACGCUGUGUGCACUACUACAGGCCAAGAAAUCACUCACUGACAGCGCCCUCCAGCUGCUGUCCCACAAUAGAUAUUCCAAACACAUCUCAAAGCCUAACCCCGCCUCUGGCCAGAAUGCUGAUCCUGCCCCCAGCCAAGAACCUGACCUCACCCCUGGUCUUGAACCUGACUCUAACCCUGACAACAACAACACCCUGAGCUCCAGGCAACCAUCUGUCCCUGGGACUGAUUCCUCCACUUCUAUACCUGCAGAGAAUGGACACACUCAACCAGGUCUCAGCUCGGAGCCCACAGAGGCAGAGAGUGUUGCAGCUAUACGCCGCCUAGUGGCGGAGCGUUUUGUGGCUAACCCCGCCUACCAGAUGCUAAAGGCCCGCUUCCUCUCCUGCUUCACUCUUCCCGCCCUAUUGGCCAGUAUCCAGCCAGUCACAGCGCAGCCUGAGGCCUGUUCAGUUGACGGGGAAGAUUCAGGACAAAAAAGAGAAGAGAGUUCCCGUCUGCUAUCGGAGGGGCCUGGGCCUCCUGCCACCUACUACUCUGGCAUCAUCAGAGGCAACCCCUCCCAGGCGCAGACCAGUCCAGACCAGUAAACCCAGCUCAUACCAGUACACCUGCAAACCUGUAACUCCUCCCAGGCGCAGACCAGUCCAGACCAGUAAACCCAGCUCAUACCAGUACACCUGCACACCUGUAACUCCUCCCAGGCGCAGACCAGUCCAGACCAGUAAACCCAGCUCAUACCAGUACACCUGCAGCUUCAGGGUUCCCACAAACUUUUUUUUAUGCACCGUGUGUGCGUGUGUGUUCAGUCAGUACGGAGUUUGGUAUCAACAGCUUAGUUAUUGUGAAACUGCUAUUUAUGUGAAUGUUCCUUCUUGUUUUUGUAAACCAUGUUGUAAUAAAGCUGAAU